Racocetra fulgida is the source of this 913-nucleotide messenger RNA. The record is from the annotation of a GenBank genome assembly. NCBI's taxonomy places the organism in Eukaryota, Fungi, Glomeromycota, Glomeromycetes, Diversisporales, Gigasporaceae.
GUUAAGUGAAAAAGAAAGAUCUUCUAUUCGUUCAGGUUCGGUUUUUGUAUGGGAUGAACGUGAGGCCGGAAUGAGAAGAUGGACUGAUGGUAAAAGUUGGUCAGCUAGUCGUGUCAGUGGAAGCUUCUUAACCUAUAGAGAAUUGGAAUCAAAACGUAAAUCAAAUUCUCGCGGUUCUAAUAAUCCUCAUGAUUUAUCAAGUGAAGAUACUGACUCAAGUGAAUCCUACCAUCCCGUAACAAAGAAAUCUAUGUCCGCUACUGAACAAUGCAGAUAUAAACAUGGUGGUCUUGUUAAACAAUCCUUUAGUAUAACAACUACUGCUCAUCAAAAACUUCAUUUGAUUUGUUAUUAUACUAAGGCUGAUGUUAUAAACGAAAAACUUCAAAUCCCAAGUCAUGAUGAAAAAUUAAAGAAUAUCCCUAUACCGAAAGGAAUUCCUUAUCCCUGGCAAUUACAACAAUCUCACCCUACUGCUCAUCAACAUCGUCAUUCUUCUGAACCUAUGCAAUUUGAUACCCAAUCUGCUUGUUCAACUCCUUCGAUUUCUUCUUCUCCAUCAACAACUGAAGAUGAUUUCCCAAAUUUCAUGGGUGGUCGUCAUAAUUAUUUACAACAUCAUGCUAGUGGUAGCACCUCUUCACUACCUGUCUAUCCUCCUUCAAAUUUCAUUCAGCCUUCAUCCGAUAAUGUCUUUGGAAAUGGUUCGCAACCCAUCAAUAUUCCUAAUGCCAGUUCAAGAUUCACUUUCCCUGCUCCUCAAUUACCUUUCUCUGCUUCUUAUCCUCCACAAUCAUCUCAAGCUAAUGGUUUUCAGUUACCACCACAGGAUAUUCCAAGAGAAAAGAUGAUUGAUAGAAAUAAUGAAGACCAACGUCAAUUGAAUGCUAUUUAUACUACCCUGAAACUUUAA